Priapulus caudatus is the source of this 2388-nucleotide messenger RNA. Its product is annotated as nucleolar protein 58-like. Gene Ontology annotation, cellular component: box C/D methylation guide snoRNP complex; small-subunit processome. The record is from RefSeq and is a predicted model, not a curated record. Bases 221 to 1837 code for a protein of 538 amino acids. Gene Ontology annotation, molecular function: snoRNA binding. Lineage: Eukaryota; Metazoa; Priapulida; Priapulimorpha; Priapulimorphida; Priapulidae. The transcript is spliced from 16 exons.
UUACCUUUCCCGUCCCAAAACAAGAGGACAUAUUUGUAUACACCUCGUGGCUGAAUAUGUCGGCGUGCACUAAAUUUCAGUAGUACUCUACCACCAGUUGUUAACCCGAUGUUAAAGCUGACAUAGGUCAACAUCAGCGAUCACGUUAUCAGAAGUCUAAAGAAGAUCUGCCGACGUAUCAAUUGAUUGUGUGAUAAGCUUUCAAAGAGAAACCAGAAAAAUGUUGGUUCUUUUUGAAACCCCAGCUGGCUAUGCAGUAUUUAAGCUUCUCGAUGAGAAGAAGCUGCAGAAAACUGAAAACCUGUUUCAUGACUUUGAAACUCCUGAAGGAGCAAGUAAAGUGGUCAAGUUGAAACAAUUUUCUAAGUUUGAAGAUACAACUGAAGCACUUGCUGCUGCAACAGCUGCUAUUGAAGGUAAAAUGAGCAAAAACCUGAAGAAGAUGCUAAAGAAAAUUGUAGCAAAAGAUGCGCACGAACAACUUGCUGUUGCUGAUGCAAAGUUGGGCAAUGUUAUCAAGGAUAAGCUCAACCUUAGCUGUGUUGCAAACUCGUCCAUCCAAGAGCUGAUGCGUGGAAUCCGUGCACAGAUGAGCAGUCUCAUCACAGGAAUUGACCAGAAAGAUAUCAGUGCUAUGGCACUGGGACUGGCUCACAGUUUGUCAAGAUACAAGCUUAAGUUCAGUCCAGACAAAGUGGACACAAUGGUUGUUCAAGCCAUAUCUCUGCUGGACGACUUGGACAAGGAGUUGAACAACUACGUGAUGCGAUGCCGAGAGUGGUAUGGCUGGCACUUCCCUGAGUUAAGCAAGAUCAUCGGCGACCAUCUUGCCUUUGCGCGCGUCGUCACGAGAAUGAGGGUGAGGACAAAUGCUGUUGAUACAGAUCUUUCAGAUAUACUGCCCGAGGAGGUAGAAGCAGCAGUGAAAUCGGCUGCCGAAAUAUCUAUGGGCACAGAGAUAUCUACUGAAGAUAUCGACAACAUUAUUCACCUUUGUGAACAGAUCAUUGAAUUGACAGACUACAGGACACAGUUAUAUGAGUACUUGAAGAACAGAAUGCUUGCUAUCGCUCCUAAUGUCACUGUUUUACUAGGAGAACUCGUUGGAGCUCGACUAAUUGCACAUGCUGGAUCCCUGAUGAAUUUGGCGAAGCAUCCAGCCUCUACAGUUCAAAUUCUCGGCGCAGAAAAGGCACUCUUCAGAGCGCUGAAAACCAAACACGAUACACCAAAGUAUGGCUUGAUAUAUCAUGCUUCACUGGUUGGGCAAAGCUCUGCAAAGCUGAAGGGAAAGAUGUCCAGAAUGCUGGCAGCAAAAUCAGCAUUGGCAAUCAGAGUAGAUGCGCUUGGGGAAGACCAGACCUUUGAUAUCGGCACGGAGUUCAAAGCGAAAUUGGAGUUGAAGUUGCGUGAGAUGGAGCAGACAGGGCCGAUGGGAGUUAGUGGGCUUGGCAGAAAGAAGGCUCAGUACGAGAAGUAUGAAAACAAAAGUGAAAUCAAGACCUACAAUUCUGGGAUGGAUUCAACUAUUCCUGCUGCUGCAAAAAAACGGAAGCUUGAAGAAAGUGACACAGAUAAGACCCCCGUCAAGGCUAAAAGGCAAAAGUCUGAUGAACUGGAGGUUAAGGAAGAACCAGGUGCUGGCACAGGCAAGACUCCUGCUAAAGCUAAGAAGCGAAAAUCAACAGGUGAAGUCAAAUCUGGACCAGGUGCUGACACAGACAAGACUCCUGCUAAAGCUAAGAAGCGAAAAUCAACAGGUGAAGUCAAAUCUGAAUCAGAUGACAGCAUUGCCACCUCUGAGAAGAAAAAGAAGAAAAAGAAGAAAGACAAGUAAAGGAUGAUGAGGAUUAAUAUAUGGUGGAUGAAGAUGUGAAAAGAAUUUUUUUUAAGUUUUCUAAAUAUUCGGAAGUAAAAUUAUAACGAAUGUGUACUCAAAAGAAACAGUAAUCAGUUGACCAUUCACAGUUUCAUGCUGUGAUCAUCUAUACUUUGAUUAUUUUCCCAAGUAGCCUUAAACUUUAAAAAACCAUGGCAGUUUCAAAAACCUUAGGAUUCAUUGGGGGUUAAUAUCAAGUUUUAAUUUGUUAGUGUUAAGUUUCAAUGGAGUUGGCAAAUUAAACAUUGGAAAUGGUAUAAGUAUAUGACAUAUGUUAAUUGAGAAAUUAAGGCCCCCAUCUCUGAGAUGUAAUCAUGUGUAAAAUGCAAUCAUAGUGGGACCAUCCUAUCAUCAGACGGUCUAACGUGUGCUAUAAUGAGUACCAUAGCUGCAGGAGCUGUUACUUGAUGCCAACUGUCUAACAGUAGAUACGAUUAUGAAUGAGAGAUUGUAUGGCGUGUUUUUAUAAAAGAAAUUUAAGUUCUUCAAAUACAAUUGUAGUUGUAGAA